UCAGAAAAUCGUUUUCCGGAUUAGGGAUAUAGAUUUUUUAAUGGAUUUUGUGAAAAAGGGUAGAGCACAAUAGUUCAAAUGUGGGACCGAGUUAUAUAUGUCUCGACUAUUUAUCUGCAGUUAAAUGUCGUAGAGAGUUGAAAGAGUGACGCUGACUAUCGGAUUGUAUCCAGCGGUCCUUUGUUGGACUAAUUAGUGUGUUUUGGUACGACAUGGAAAUUUCAAAUCAAGACAAUGGCACCGAUAUUGAAAACUACCCGGAACAAUCACCACCGGAUUGUCCCUAUCAACCAAAUGCCGAUCACCUUGGAAACAGUCCGAACGGAAGCAGCUCGGACCAGUCUUAUUCCAAAGAGUGUAAUUGGAACACAUUUCCGGAUCAUCCGACCGCAAGUCCUGAAAGUCCGGAAAGUAUUCAGGAGACUGCUACUUAUAACGGCAUGGAUACUCUGAAACAAAGACGCCCUGGAACUCCAUAUCAAGACAAGGAUGGCGGUCGCGAGGAAACAGCGGAAGGCCACAAUAGCGAUACAUCCGAAGGUCUUCUGGAUCCGGAACUGACCGACGACAAUUUUCCUGACCCGGAAUUAGCCGAGGUAAAUAAAUCAGACUUACCUAGUUCUGCUGAUGAAAUUCCGGACAUUGAUUACGCAGAUUGCAUUAAUUAUGAACCUAGAUCGUGUGAGCCGCACCAAGUUUCUCUCCCUAUCGAGGAUCAGAUUCGAACACAGAGUCGGGCGGUUCAGCAAUUAAUCUUUGCACAUAUAGAGGAAGAGGAAAAAGAAGAGGACAAAGUAGAGGAAGAAGAAGAUGUGAAGCCAAGGGACGAUGUCAGGAGUGUGGUAGAUGACGAACCAGUUCCGAGACAGAAAAAGCUGAGCAAACGACGAAGGUCCGAAAAUCCAGGCAGCAUGAAAAACAAAGACCUUACGAACGGUUGUCCGGUGAACGGGGAACUGGAGGACGAUGCACAUUUGAAGGUGACCUACACACCCGGAAAGAAAGGGGGGAGCUACGGAUUGCCAGUCGGAGCUAAAUUAGUCGUACCGGAAGGCCUGUUUGGGAAGAAGGACUCAAUAACAUGUCAGGUGGCGCCACCUGCACAAAGAUGGCGCCACUGUCCCGUUCUUACACCAUACGAACACAUGACUAGUGAAAUUUUUGUUCUGACAUCAACUGUUCAAACUUUGAAGAAAAAUAUAAUUGUGCAAAUACCGUUUUAUCAGAUAGACCCCGAACACAAUGAGUUGAACGUGAAAGGCAAAUGGAAAGACGAAAAUGAAUGGGUCAACGUGGGAUUUCUUAAAAAGGAGGACAGCUCGACUCCAUGUGUUGAACUCGAGAUUGACCGUCUUGGUAUUUUCGUGGUGACGUUUACACCUAAGAAGGAAUUGUUUGACGUCACACCCCAGGGCUGUCUAUACAAUGCACAUAUUAGUAGGUACAUCAGUAUCCGCUUCCCAAAGAAGGCUGCAGACAAGUCCUUCCAGUGCGCAAUACAGAUCACACCAAUCUCUCCGGACAAGUUACAGUUAGCCAAAGACUUUUAUCCGACCGAGCUCUGCGACCUUGUUCAGACAACAGAAUUUAUAGACUUAAUUCCCAGCGUUCCGUGCAACUUCCGGAGAGCGGCAACUGUAAAGCUCCCUCUACCGGGCGGUGUAGAGAUUGAAGAUGAAAGUUCGAACACCAUUGGGGUUUUCCAGAAAAUGGAGAAAGGUUGGGAGUUAGUUGAGAGUAAAUACAAAUACACACGGACUACUGUCACUUUCGACGUCAAAUCGUUAUCACGAUUUUGUGUCGUCCAGACCAAGCCUGAUCGGGCAAAACGGGUGCUGGCAGCGGUGCCUAUCGUCGAGGGAAGGAGUGACAAAGAAAAAGGGGAGGUGAUCGCCUUCCUUAACAUCCAGGAGAAGUUGUGGUUCGUUGUGCUGGAGUGUUUCCCUGAAACUAAAACAGAGACCCGGAUUAAGGAGAUGAAGGACAGGGGAUUCAAACAUAUUGGUAAACAGGUUCUACGGCGCGAGGAAGUGGUAGAAAAUAAGGGGUUCCGAAGGUCACAGCCAAAACACAAUAAAGUGAAGGAGAUACAGGGCUUUGAGCUGUUUGACGGUAUGAAGUGGACAAUGGAGGUAGUAGAGGAUAUUAAAGUCAGUUUUGACAGUGAUUACAUGGAGAACAGGGAAUUUCAGUAUUUCAGACAUUUACCGGAUAGUUGUCGGAAAUUUAUAAUUGAGCCGAAAAAUAACGAUGAAAAAGCAAUAAGCGGUGCAAUAAAUCUGCUCCCUGUGAAUAUGGAGAAUGAUGCGAAAAUGAAGGAGGCGUCGACCUUUUUCCUGAAGAUCGAACUAGACGAGGAGACAGUGAAAGCCUACUUCCGGCCAGAGUUUGUACCGGAGGAACCGGAACCAGUCAAAGAAAAGCCAAAUCUAGACCUUCUAAUGAUGAACACUGUGAAGGAGGAGAAGCCACUUAUACCCACAAUUCCAAAAUUCAAACCACUUCCGGCGACAGUCAUGGAACGGCUGAUGAAGACGAGCAGGAAACCUAUUAUAGUGGAAAAAGAAUCAAAGACAAUAUCCGGGAAGAGUUUACGGACUUUAUCGAAGUUAGUUCCGGAAGGGCUUACAUUGGCGGUGCAUCUGGAUCUUCCGGACAGCACCAUUACCGGACUCGGUUUCGACGCAAUAUCUAACGGCCUAAGCAUGGCGGAUGUGACGUAUAAGAUCCUUCUCUAUUGGAAACGUCAGAUGAAAGACAAGAAAGAUGGCGCCGUGGAUCGUCUGGCAACCGCCCUUCGUGACAUGGGACGUGGUGACGUAGCAACUGUUGUCAAUCAGUGUCACAAGGACAGCAAGGAACUGACCUUGGACUCGUUUGAAGUGAUGAACCAGUCAUAGUUUCGUACUUUACAUAAAUAUUAAAUCAGCCAUAUUUUCGUAUAUUUACAUCAAUUAUGAAAACUAUAUCUGCUUCGUUCAUAUGCUUAUGAGGUCUAUAUAAACGUUGAUAUUUAUAGUCAUUCGUUAGAAGGCAAUUAUUUCAAGCAGAAAUUACACUCGUCUUUCAAUGAUGUCAAUAUCAAUCGGAAUACAUGAUAUCCUUGAAAUCGUGCCAUACACAACAGAUUUAGAAUUUCAUCAAUUCCGUUAUAUAUAUUGGAACAACUUUAAAGAACACGUCAUUAGCAACACUUAUAAUAUGAUACUAGCGCUCAUAUUAUGAUGCAUUUUCAAGCUCAUUUGUUGGUAUCCAAGCUGUGGGAAACUGAUGACAUUCGAUGGGGAAUGAUCACAUUAUUUCACAAAAGAGGAAAAUAUAUUUAUACAUUUUUUGAAGACGCCAUUCAUGGAAUGAAUGUUAUUUGAAUACAUAUGUGUACGACUGGAAUGUCGGAGUUUGUAUAUUAGCGAGACGAGACACCCGACCCAUACCCUUACACCAUAAACUAUUAUCACUGUGUAUAAUUACUGAUGUAUAAGUGUAUAAUUACUGAUGUAUAAGUGUAUAAUUAAUAUAGUACAGACGUCAUUAUACGUGGGUAGUGCUUUACAAUUUAAACAAACCAUGAAAUAUUCAGUUAAUAUAUAUAUAUACCUUAUGUGCUUUAAAACCGGUCAUGCUAACUUUAAAUAAAAUUGCACAUUUCGUUAAAAACUACCUAGGAGUAUAACUAAUCUAUUCGUGUACAUCUGAUAAUUGUACCUUAUAAUUGAUGGUAUAUCAAGAAGGUGGAACAGACGAGGAUUGUUGCUUCUACAUUUCCUCUCAGUUACAGUAAACCCAUCAGAGUUUUAUAGGUUUGUAGUAACAUCAUAAUGUAUAUGUAUUAUGGUAGCUGUGCAAAAUAGUAUGGAUUCUAGCUACAUCCGAAUUUUACGAGGUUUUGUAGCAAUAUCCGAAUUUUAUGGGUUAUUGUAGCUAUAUCAAAUUUGUGUUGGUUACUAUAGCUACACUUGAACUUUGUGGGUUAUCAUAGUUACAUCGGAACUUUGUGGAUUAUUGAAGUUACAUCAAAACUUUAUUGGUUAUUGUAGAUACAUCAUAACUUUGCGGGUUAUUGUAAUUACAUCAGAAUUGUAUGAGUUAUUGUAUCUACAUCAGAACUUUGCGGGUAAUUGUAGCUACAUCAAAAUUUGUUUGGUUGUGUUGACGCUGCAUCAUAACGUUAUGGAUUAUUGUAGCUUCAUCAUACUUGGUGAGUUAAUGAAGAUAUACAUAAGAAGUUAAAGGGUGAUUGUAGCUACGUCAUUAAUUUAUGGGUUAUUGUUACUUCAUCAGAACUUUGUGGGUUAUUGUAGCUACAUCAGAAUUUUGAGUGUGGGUUAUAUUAUUGUACAUCUGAUAUUCUAUGGGUUAUUGUACAUCAUAUAUUCUAUGGGUUAUUAUAUGUAGCUUCAUCAGAAUUUGAUGGUUUAUUGUACAUCAGAUGUUCUAUGGGUUAUUGUACAUCAGAUGUUCUAUGGUUUAUUGUACAUCAGAUAUUCUAUGGGUUAUUAUAUGUAGCUACGUCCUGAUAUACAUGGGUGGUUGUAGCUUCACCCUGCCAUCAAUGGAUUAUUGCAGCGUCAUCAAAUAUCGAAUCUACAUCAAAAUACAGACUUUCCAUUACACUUUUGUUUAUCCGUCCAUCUUAGUGAUAUUGUAGACAAGUCAAGCUGUCCAGAGGUGAUUUAGUCGUUGAAUCACCAUACAGAUUGUAGUUUGCAAGGUGCUUUCAUAUCGUUUGUGGUACAAAUUUACAACACAUCCGUUUGUUCAUUUAUUUAUUGAUUUAACUGUGUAACAUUAAUACAUGUUCUGUGUAUGAGGAAACAUUAAAUAAAACAGAAGACAAGCAUGUA
This is a messenger RNA of Pecten maximus, 4844 nucleotides long. RefSeq lists its product as uncharacterized. Gene Ontology annotation, biological process: signal transduction. The transcript has 7 exons. Lineage: Eukaryota; Metazoa; Mollusca; Bivalvia; Pectinida; Pectinidae. Gene Ontology annotation, molecular function: protein binding. The coding region runs from base 213 to 2900 and encodes 895 amino acids. The record is from RefSeq and is a predicted model, not a curated record.